Messenger RNA from Callorhinchus milii (elephant shark), 3791 nucleotides. Its product is annotated as phosphatidylinositol 4,5-bisphosphate 3-kinase catalytic subunit gamma isoform. The record is from RefSeq and is a predicted model, not a curated record. Lineage: Eukaryota; Metazoa; Chordata; Chondrichthyes; Chimaeriformes; Callorhinchidae. Gene Ontology annotation, biological process: phosphatidylinositol 3-kinase/protein kinase B signal transduction; cell migration; phosphatidylinositol-3-phosphate biosynthetic process. The coding region runs from base 1 to 3261 and encodes 1086 amino acids. The transcript has 11 exons. Gene Ontology annotation, cellular component: phosphatidylinositol 3-kinase complex, class IB; cytoplasm; phosphatidylinositol 3-kinase complex, class IA. Gene Ontology annotation, molecular function: 1-phosphatidylinositol-3-kinase activity; 1-phosphatidylinositol-4-phosphate 3-kinase activity.
AUGAACCAAGAUUACUCAACAUAUCAGACCCAGCUUUCCAUUGCUUACAGAAGUCGCUGGGAAAACGCAGCAGGUCAGACAGAAUCUAUGGAGAGCGGAAAUACAGUUGUCUUUGAUUGUGUCCUGCCCACAAAGAAACUGAAUGAUGAUCAGAAUGAGGUGAUUACUGUAGAAAUCCCAGGCAACAGCACUGUAAGACACCUACGGAUAUUGACAUGGAUGCAGGCAACUCGGGACAGUGCUUCCCCAUCCAUAUACACCCUCACUCAUCCCAACUCCUACCAGUUCUUAUACAAGAAGGGAUUGAGGUGGUACGAGAUAUACGACGACCAUCAGAUCAUCCAGACUCUAGAUUCUGUGAGAUAUUGGAAGAACUCAGGAAUGAAGAAGGGUUCGAUCUACAUCAAGAGCAAUCCCAAAGAGACAGAAGAGAGUGACAAGCUUCAGAAGAAAUUGACUUAUUUGAUCGGGUAUGACAUUAGGAAUAUUGUGACCCAUCGACGCAAUGAACUAAGCUUUGCCCAGAGGAAGCUGGCGAGUUCAAGGCAGGUUGAGUUAUCUAGCCGUGACGUUAGGGCAUAUGCAAUGGAACCUUGGGUUGUUUCAUCUCCUCUUUCUAAGAGCCUUAUGGACCUGACAGGAGAAGGAUUAGUUAUUGCUAUCCACUAUAAUGACAGCAGCCACAAAAUGAAAGUAGGUAUCACUGACACUCCAGUUGAAAUUAUUCAUUCGUACAUGCAGAAAAUGGCAGACAAAGGCUGGCCAAUCCAUCACCCUGAAGACAAUUUAGCCUUCAAGGUGUGUGGGAGAGAAGAGCACAUCACUGGAGGCAGGCCACUGAUAGACUUCAUCUGGAUUAGAAGGUGCAUCAAGAACAAAGAAGACAUUCGGCUAAUGCUGGUGCUCGCUCCAUGUGCAGAAGAUGAUGAGGUCGAUACUGAUGACUGGCCUUUGGUUGAUCAACACACAGGUCUCUGUGGUACUCAUGAUGAAUUGACUCUCAGAAACAAGGAUAUCGAUCAGAUUCUGGUCUUGUCUCUUUGGGAUUGCAACAGCCGCUUCCGUGUCAAAGUAGUCGGAAUCGAUUGCCCAGCUCUUCCACAUAAAAGUCUUCCACAUAUAUACGUGGAGGCUUGCAUUCUGCAUGCCAAAACCAUUCUCUCUUCUGCAAGGUCUCAGCCUCUGCCUUUCACGGAAGAAGUAAUAUGGAACAUUUGGUUACAAUUCGAUAUAUUGGUGAAGAAUCUGCCACGGGGAUCCAGGUUGAGUUUCUUCAUCUACGGUAUGGACUUCGAGAGCUUGAGUACGCGAGAUGCCAAAACUCCUCCACAACGUGUUGAAGACGGAGGUUUCUAUAAAGGGAGAACAAAACUCUUAUAUUUUGUGUCUUUUCUGCUCAUUGACCACAGAUCCUUCCUUCAACAAGGGGAACACAUUCUUCACAUGUGGCCUUACGCUGACCGAGAGGAGGAUCUUUUCACCCAUGAAGCAGACAAACUAUCGUCCAAAACUAACCCCGAUGUAGACAACUCAAUGGCCAUUUGUAUUAUGUUGGAUACCUACAGUCACCCAUUGGUCCUACCCACGGGUAGAACAUCUCGAUCCAGUUGCAUUAAUCAGAUGUCAGAAGAUGCGGAACUCACCUCGACGAUGAAUAUCAGAUGUAAAAAACUUCCGCUCCCUCUGACUGUCUCAGAGAAGAAUCUGCAGUUUACAGAACAAUGUUCCCAAUAUGGCAACUCACUGCCCAAUAUUCUUAGUUCAGUCAAAUGGGGGAAACUAGAAGCUGUGGAGGAAGCACACUGCCUCUGUGAGCACUGGAACUCCCAGCAAUUGGACAUAGCAAUAGCCCUGGAACUCCUGAGCAUCAGCUUUGCCGACGAGAAAGUCAGGAACCUCGCUGUCCAGAGGCUGGAAGAACUAGACAACAAUGAGUUGCUGCGGUACCUCCUUCAACUUGUACAGGCUUUGAAAUUUGAGCCGUACCAUGACAGUGCCCUGGCAAGGUUCCUGAUUCGAUGUGGACUGAGGAGUAAAAGAAUCGGCCACUUUUUCUUCUGGUACUUGCGGAGUGAGAUAACAGGCUCCCCCUAUUUCUGUGACCGCUUUGCGGUUAUCCUGGAAGCGUACCUCUUGGGGUGCGGGAAGUCCAUGCUGGAUGAGUUCUACAAGCAGGUGCAGGUCGUGGAAAGCCUCCACCAGGUUGCUACCGAUAUCAAGAAGAUCAUUCCAGAAAAAAAUGACCUGCCACCAAACGCUGCAUCCUUGCUCCAAGACAUGCUGAGGAAGGCAGACCUGCCACAGAGCUUCCUGGUUCCCUAUGACCCUCGGAUCAAAACAAGCGGCAUCUUACUGGAGCGCUGCCGUAUCAUGGCCUCCAAGAAGAAGCCUCUGUGGCUGGAGUUUAGCUGCGGUGACGAGGACUCUGCUCACUGCCAGCCUGUGGGCAUCAUCUUCAAACACGGCGAUGACCUUCGGCAGGACAUGCUUAUCAUCCAGACCUUGGUGAUAAUGGACUCCAUCUGGCAGGAGAACUCACUCGAUUUGAAUCUAGUGCCAUAUGGCUGUAUCUCCACUGGAUAUAACAUAGGAAUGAUUGAGAUCGUAAGAGAUGCCACCACCAUCGCUGCUGUUCAGAGAAGCCAGGGAGGCACCACGGCGGCCUUUAAAAAUGAGGCACUGCACGAGUGGCUGCGAUCCAGACUGCAAGUGGAGGAAUCGUAUUACCAAGCCAUGGAGACCUUUGUCACUUCCUGUGCUGGAUACUGCAUUGCCACUUACAUCCUCGGCAUUGGCGACCGGCACAAUGAUAACAUCAUGGUCACGGCACAAGGGAAUUUGUUCCACAUCGACUUUGGCCACAUUCUGGGCAACACUAAGCGGUUUCUGGGGGUGAACCGUGAGAGAGCCCCAUUUGUCCUUACGCCGGACUUUCUCUUUGUGAUGGGAAAAGUGAACAAAAGAUCCAGUCUCUACUUUCAGAGGUUCAAGGACAUCUGUAUUGAGGCUUAUCUGAGUUUACGAGCUCACUCCAAACUGCUCGUCAACCUUUUCUCUUUGAUGACUCUGACUGGAAUCCCAGAGCUGACCAGCACUAAAUCCAUCCAGUACCUAAAGGAAGCCCUGGCUAUGGAGAAGGAUGAGAAGAUGGCACAAGAACACAUCUUGAACCAGAUUGAAAUGUGCGAGAGUUUGGGUUGGACAGUACAAGCCAAUUGGUGGAUUCACAUGUUCAUGGGUGUCAAACAGACAAAAUCAUAAUUUCAUCAUAAUUUCAUUUAACUUACUCCUUUUUUAAAAUAUGUAUUUUAAUGAGGAAUUAAUUUGUAACUAUUUUAUUCUUGGUUGCACAUUUCCACUGGUAAGGAAUACGAGAGGCUACAAAUUCAAAAUGGUGACUAAGAGAAGAAAAAGAGAGGUUUGGAAGAACUUCUCCCAAAUGUUGUCGAGAGUAUUGAAUGAUUCGCCAGGAUUGUCUCUCGGAGUAAAGUCUAUUGGGCCUUUGGAAAAAAAAUUGGACAAGGAUACAGGGAGAGAGCAAAGAAUUAGGAUGCAGGACUUCUUAAACAAGCAAACUCUAACAUAUACUUGGACCGAAUGGCUUCCUACUGUGUUGUACAUUUCUAUUAUUCUACACACAUAUAUAGAUAUGUUUAUAUAUAUAUGAUGUGUUUGUAAUUUGUCUGCUAUAAAAUGUCAGGUGUGCAUGAAAAAAUCUUGUUUUAUUUUUGGAUCCGAUCACUUUUUUAAGAAUCAUAUUGCUUUACUGAUAACAGGAAGUAACAGGAAAC